Messenger RNA from Alexandromys fortis (reed vole), 4381 nucleotides. RefSeq names its product RAS p21 protein activator 1 (gene Rasa1). The record is from RefSeq and is a predicted model, not a curated record. The transcript has 25 exons. Gene Ontology annotation, molecular function: protein binding. Gene Ontology annotation, biological process: regulation of GTPase activity. Bases 498 to 3614 code for a protein of 1038 amino acids. NCBI's taxonomy places the organism in Eukaryota, Metazoa, Chordata, Mammalia, Rodentia, Cricetidae.
CGCCCCCUUCCUCCGCCCCUCCCAGCGCUCGGGUCUCCAGCCGGCGGAGAUGAGGCUGCGGCGGCCGCGGCUCCGGCAGCCCCGGCGGUGGCUGCGGUGGGGGCGGCCGGAACCCGGGCCUUGAGGCGCGGCGGCCGCGGAGGAGGCAGCGCUGCCCCGGCCGCUGCACGGGCUCCCCUUCCUCUUUAGCGCAGUCAGGAAGUUUGGCGCCCUGUGCAUGUGUGCGCGUGAGUGUGGGUGUGCGCGGCCAGCUCGGGUAGCGUUUCUGCAGGCGCUGGGCUUUUUUGCCCGCGUCGCUUCCCGUAAGCCAGCCGCCGCGGAACUUGGGCUGUGGCCGGAGGAGGGGGCGCGGCGGCGGGCGCUCUCCUUUUGUUGUUGUUUCCUCUGCUUGGAAAGCUGCAAGGGGACGCGCCUGGGUGGGGCGGCUCGCAGCCCGGGCCUGCUGGCCCCCGGGGCUCCCGGGCGGCCGGGGUAGCUAGAGGAGAGCGGGCUUCAACAUGAUGGCGGCCGAGGCCGGCAGUGAGGAAGGCGGCCCGGCGACCGCGGGGGCCGGAGGAGGCGCGGCCGCGGGCUCCAGCGCCUACCCGUCGGUAUGCCGGGUGAAGUUACCCGCGGCCCUGCCGGUGGCCGCCGCCCCCUGCCCAGGCCUGGCGGACACCGACCUGGCUGCGGCCCUGGGCGGUGGAGCCGCGUUGGGGUCCGGGUUCCUUGGGACGGGGCCAGUGGCGGGUGUCCUGGGGGGCGCCGCGCUGCCCGGCGGUGCUACUGCUGGCGUGGUGGGUGCUGCUGCUGCCGGACCUGCCGGAGAUGUUGCUUUCACCAAGGGGACUCUGUCGUUGGCUGCUGAGACCCUCGGGCCGGGUGGCGGGUUCCCUCCUCUGCCGCCGCCUCCUCUGCUGCCCCCUUUGGGCUCCGGCCUGGGGACGGUGGAUGAAGGUGACUCCCUGGAUGGACCAGAAUAUGAGGAGGAAGAGGUGGCCAUACCGCUGACCGCACCUCCAACUAACCAGUGGUAUCAUGGAAAACUCGAUAGAACCAUAGCAGAAGAACGCCUCAGGCAGGCAGGAAAAUCUGGAAGCUACCUUAUAAGAGAGAGUGAUCGGAGGCCGGGGUCCUUUGUACUAUCAUUUCUUAGCCAGACAAAUGUCGUCAACCAUUUUAGGAUUAUUGCUAUGUGUGGAGAUUACUACAUUGGUGGAAGGCGUUUUUCUUCACUCUCAGACCUAAUAGGUUAUUACAGUCAUGUUUCUUGUUUACUUAAAGGAGAAAAAUUACUCUAUCCAGUUGCACCACCAGAGGCAAUAGAAGAUAGAAGACGUGUUCGAGCCAUUCUACCCUAUACAAAAGUACCAGAGACUGAUGAAAUAAGUUUCUUAAAAGGAGAUAUGUUCAUUGUUCACAAUGAAUUAGAAGAUGGAUGGAUGUGGGUUACAAAUCUAAGAACAGAUGAACAAGGCCUUAUUGUUGAAGACCUAGUAGAAGAGGUGGGCCGGGAAGAAGAUCCACAUGAAGGCAAAAUAUGGUUCCAUGGGAAGAUUUCCAAACAAGAAGCUUAUAAUUUAUUAAUGACAGUUGGCCAGGUCUGCAGCUUUCUUGUGAGGCCUUCAGAUAAUACUCCUGGUGAUUAUUCCCUGUAUUUUCGGACCAAUGAAAAUAUUCAGCGAUUUAAAAUUUGUCCAACACCUAAUAACCAGUUUAUGAUGGGAGGCCGAUAUUAUAACAGUAUUGGGGACAUCAUAGAUCACUACCGGAAAGAACAGAUUGUUGAAGGCUAUUAUCUUAAGGAGCCUGUACCAAUGCAGGAUCAAGAACAAGUACUCAAUGAUACUGUCGAUGGAAAGGAAAUCUAUAAUACAAUUCGUCGUAAAACAAAGGAUGCCUUUUAUAAAAACAUUGUUAAGAAAGGUUACCUUCUGAAGAAGAGCAAAGGAAAACGCUGGAAAAAUUUAUAUUUUAUCUUAGAGGGCAGUGAUGCCCAACUUAUUUAUUUUGAAAGUGAAAAACGAGCUACAAAACCAAAAGGGUUAAUAGAUCUCAGUGUAUGUUCCGUCUACGUUGUCCAUGAUAGUCUAUUUGGCAGGCCAAACUGUUUUCAGAUAGUAGUUCAACACUUUAGUGAAGAACAUUACAUCUUUUACUUUGCAGGAGAAACUCCAGAACAAGCAGAGGAUUGGAUGAAAGGUUUGCAAGCAUUUUGCAGUUUACGAAAAAGUAGCCCAGGGACAUCUAAUAAACGUCUUCGUCAGGUCAGCAGCCUUGUUUUACAUAUUGAAGAAGCCCACAAGCUCCCAGUAAAACACUUUACUAAUCCAUAUUGUAACAUCUACCUGAAUAGCGUCCAAGUAGCAAAAACUCAUGCAAGGGAGGGGCAAAACCCAGUAUGGUCAGAGGAGUUUGUCUUUGAUGAUCUUCCUCCUGACAUCAAUAGAUUUGAAAUCACGCUUAGUAAUAAAACAAAGAAAAGCAAAGAUCCAGAUAUCUUAUUUAUGCGUUGCCAGUUGAGCAGGUUACAGAAAGGACAUGCCACAGAUGAAUGGUUUCUGCUCAGCUCCCAUAUACCACUAAAAGGUAUUGAACCAGGAUCUCUGCGUGUUCGAGCACGAUACUCGAUGGAAAAAAUCAUGCCAGAAGAAGAGUACAGUGAAUUUAAAGAGCUUAUACUACAAAAGGAACUUCAUGUAGUCUAUGCUUUAUCACAUGUAUGUGGACAAGACCGAACACUACUUGCCAGCAUCCUACUGAAGAUUUUUCUUCAUGAAAAGCUUGAGUCAUUGUUGUUAUGCACACUAAAUGACAGAGAGAUAAGUAUGGAAGAUGAAGCCACUACCCUAUUUCGAGCUACAACACUUGCUAGUACCUUGAUGGAGCAGUAUAUGAAAGCCACUGCCACACAAUUUGUUCAUCACGCUCUGAAAGACUCCAUUUUAAAAAUAAUGGAAAGCAAGCAAUCAUGUGAGUUAAGUCCAUCAAAGUUAGAAAAGAAUGAAGAUGUGAACACUAAUUUAGCACACCUAUUGAACAUACUUUCAGAGCUUGUGGAGAAAAUAUUCAUGGCUUCAGAAAUACUCCCACCGACACUGAGAUAUAUUUAUGGGUGUCUGCAAAAAUCUGUUCAGCGUAAGUGGCCUACAAAUAACACCAUGAGAACAAGAGUUGUUAGUGGUUUUGUUUUUCUUCGGCUUAUCUGCCCUGCUAUCCUGAGUCCACGGAUGUUUAAUAUCAUUUCAGAUUCCCCAUCUCCUAUUGCUGCAAGAACACUGACAUUAGUGGCUAAGUCUGUGCAGAAUUUAGCAAACCUUGUGGAAUUUGGAGCUAAGGAACCUUAUAUGGAAGGUGUUAAUCCGUUCAUCAAAAGCAAUAAACAUCGCAUGAUCAUGUUUUUAGAUGAACUUGGGAAUGUACCUGAACUUCCGGACACUACAGAACAUUCUAGAACUGACCUGUCUCGUGACUUAGCAGCCCUGCAUGAGAUUUGUGUAGCUCAUUCAGAUGAACUGAGAACACUCAGUAAUGAGCGUGGUGCACAGCAGCAUGUACUGAAAAAACUUCUGGCUAUAACAGAACUGCUUCAACAAAAACAAAACCAGUAUACAAAAACCAAUGAUGUCAGGUAGCAAGCAGCCUGGUGUUCUGCAUGGAUCAGCACCCCAACAUGGGAAUUCACAUCACUAUGUCUCCUUUGCUCUUGCCAAAAAAAUAAAAAAAUAAAAAAAAAGAGAAAGAAAAAAAUUAGCACACCUUUCCACAUUCCAGUGAUGUGUAAGCUAUGCAAACAAAAACCCAAGAUUCUGCUGGCUUAGUAACUGCCAGCACCUUUGUAAGCUAUCUGUGCAGAAUAUUUGCACUUUUUCCACAUGGAAUCUUUACCAAACUCUGAGCCUUGGUGUACAGUUCAACUUUCACAAUAAAGAAAAAAAGCUAUGUCUUGAACUUUGAAAAUAUAUUUUCAUUAUAUCCAAUUGCCAAAGUUUUGUUGUCUUUUGGAAACGAACUAUGAAAUCAACUGACAAGAAAACGCAUUCUAUUAACAACAGAAUUUAACUGGAUUACAGACUGUUCUUACUUCUUACGAAUAUGACCAUUUGACUGUUCACUGAAUUUAUUUGUAUUUACAGUUUCCAGAGUUUGACAUUAUAAUAGGAACAAUCUUGCUGUAUACUUUUUAAAAAUACUGUGCUAUUCUUCCUGGAACUGUUGAAAGACAAUAUAUAGAAUGGAUAAAUAUAUGCUCAUCAGCUUUAUUUUUUAAACAUACCACUUAUUUUGUUGGAAUUGUCAAAGACUGUAUUUAGAUUUCAUGGUUUUGUUAAAAUGUUUACAACAAGUAAAUAGUUUAAAUUCAAUAAAUAUUAUUGGUCACUGUACCAAUCAAUGCAUGUUA